AGGAUCGUAACAACCAUGGAUGAUUACCUUACGGAUGAGCAGACGGUGUUCGACGUUGAAGAUGUGAACAAAAUCAUAAAAGAUACUUUAGAGACGGUGAUUGGAGAAAACUCCUACAAGCACAGCAGGGUGAACCAGUGGAGCACCAAUGUGGUGGAGCAGUGCCUCCUUCGUCUCAGCAAGCUCGGAAAGCCUUACAAGUACAUCGUAAACUGCUUCAUCAUGCAGAAGAAUGGAGCAGGGCAGCAAACAGCCACCAGCUGCUUCUGGGACAACAGUUCUGAUGGAAGCUGUAUGGUGAAAUGGGAAAAGGACUCCAUGUAUGUCCAGGUCAGCGUGUUCGGCCUGGCUAUCUGAAGCUGCAAUAGCAAAUCUGUUGAAUUUCUUCUUGUUUUCCGAAAGCAGAAUACUUGAUCCAUUUUUUUUUUUUUUAACUUUGUA
Cyprinodon variegatus (sheepshead minnow) is the source of this 441-nucleotide messenger RNA. It is a transcript of the gene dynlt1b, whose product is annotated as dynein, light chain, Tctex-type 1. Gene Ontology annotation, cellular component: cytoplasm; cytoplasmic dynein complex. Gene Ontology annotation, biological process: microtubule-based movement. The coding region runs from base 16 to 357 and encodes 113 amino acids. The transcript has 5 exons. Lineage: Eukaryota; Metazoa; Chordata; Actinopteri; Cyprinodontiformes; Cyprinodontidae. The record is from RefSeq and is a predicted model, not a curated record. Gene Ontology annotation, molecular function: dynein intermediate chain binding.